Molecule: messenger RNA, 2076 nt
Organism: Drechmeria coniospora
Lineage: Eukaryota; Fungi; Ascomycota; Sordariomycetes; Hypocreales; Ophiocordycipitaceae
Product: E1-like protein-activating enzyme Gsa7p/Apg7p
Exons: 4
Coding region: 1-2076 (691 amino acids)
Biological process (GO): piecemeal microautophagy of the nucleus; autophagy of mitochondrion; cellular response to nitrogen starvation
Cellular component (GO): cytoplasm; phagophore assembly site
Molecular function (GO): Atg12 activating enzyme activity; Atg8 activating enzyme activity
Source: RefSeq, a predicted model, not a curated record
AUGGCUGUUCCGCUCCAGUUUGCGCCCUUUGCGUCAGAGAUUGAGUUGCCGUUCUAUUCCGCCCUGUUCGCCUCCAAACUCGACUAUGACAAGCUUGACGACUCGGCCCGGAAUGUCCUCGGCCUGUACGAGUCUCGCCUGGAGCAGCCAGAGUCGAGCUGCAAGAUGCAGAUCCUCGGGAAUGCUUUGACGAGCCAAACCUCCCCCCUCGGAACUGCCCGAGCCGAGGGCAUCAUCAAGAACGCGAACACGCUCGAGGGCUUCAAGAGUAUGGACAAAGCUGCCAUGCUCCAGACAGCAGGGCGUCAGAUCUGGGAUGCCAUCAACGACGGCUCCAUCUUUUCCGUUCCUUCGCUCCUCUCAUCAUUCAUCAUCGUUUCGUACGCCGAUCUAAAAAAAUACAAGUUCACCUACUGGUUCGCGUUUCCAGCCCUGCACUCAGAUCCUCAAUGGAAGCGAUCGGGCCCGAGCGCGCGCUUCAGCUCGGAUGAAAGCACGACCCUCGUCGACAAGAUCGGAACCUGGCGGUAUAGUGUCGACAACCGUGAGCACGGUUUCUUUCUCGCCAAAAAGGUACGAGGCCAGGAAGCCGAUUUCGACGAGAGCGAGGCGGCCCACAAGCUGGAUUUCAAGUGGGAGGUCGGCUCUCUCUCCCAGUUUGAGGACGGCUUCUUCAACGGCAUCCCCCAAAAGGAUCAGUAUGUGGCAUUCGUCGACCCUUCAACGUACCCCGACGGUCCCGGCUGGCCACUGCGGAACCUGCUCCUCCUCAUACGGCAACGCUUUCAUCUCUCCCAUGUAAACAUCAUCUGCUACAGGGAUUCCUGGGCGAAACGGCAUGAAGCGCGGAGUCUUAUUUUGCCCCUCGAGAUGGAUCCGGUCGAGAACAUGCAUCUUGCCGAGAUGCCGAAAGUCACGGGCUGGGAGAGAUCCAGGAACGGGAAGCUUCAGGCGCAGCAGGCGAACCUGGGCGAGUACAUGGAUCCGGCAAAACUCGCGGAUUCCUCCGUCGACCUCAACCUCAAGCUGAUGAAGUGGCGAGUCGCUCCUGGUCUGGACCUGGACCUGAUCAAGAGCACGAAAUGCCUCCUGCUCGGGGCUGGAACGUUAGGUGGCUACGUGUCGAGAAACCUGCUCGGCUGGGGGGUCCGAAAGAUCACCUUUGUCGACUACGGGCGAGUUUCCUUCUCGAACCCGGUGCGACAACCUCUCUUCGAGUUUGAGGACUGUGUUGAGGGUGGAAAACCCAAAGCCGCCCAAGCGGCGGCCGCCUUGAGGAGGAUAUAUCCCGGAGUGGACGCCGAGGGCCAUUCGCUUGCCGUCCCGAUGCUCGGCCACCCCUAUACGGACGAAGCCAGGACGAGGGCGGAUCUGGAGAAACUCGAGGCCCUAAUUGACGCUCACGAUGCCAUCUUCCUGCUCAUGGACACGCGGGAGUCUCGGUGGCUGCCUACGGUCCUGGGUAAGGCCGCUGGCAAGGUUGUCAUGAACGCAGCGCUAGGAUUUGACUCGUACGUCGUCAUGCGGCACGGAGCCGAGGGCAAGGGGGGUGACCAACCAACGCUGGGUUGCUACUUUUGCAACGACGUCGUCGCGCCGGCGGAUUCGAUGAAAGACCAAACACUCGAUCAGCAGUGUACCGUUACCAGGCCUGGUGUCGCCGCCAUGGCCUCGGCCCUCUUGGUCGAACUUCUUGUAAGCCUUUUGCAACAUCCGCUGGGAAAGGAUGCCCCGGCACCGCAGCCCAAGGCAGGCUCAAUUCCGGAAAGGGACCCGCCGGAGCAUCCCCUCGGUCUCGUCCCGCAUCAGAUUCGAGGUUACGUCUCCAACUUUCAAAACAUGGUCAUUCGAGGCCACUCUUAUGAUAGCUGCAGUGCUUGUUGCCCGAAGAUCCUGGACGCGUAUCGAAAAAACGGCUGGGAUUUUGUGAAGAGAGCCUUGCAGGAGAAGGAUUACGUUGCCGAGCUUUCGGGCCUCGCCGAGUUGCACCGCCGGACGGAGGAGGUCGCGGGGCAGGUUGACUGGGAGGAUGGCGAUGACGAAAUCGAGGAUGAGGGCGAGGGCGAGUUAAUCUGA